AUGUAUUGCACCAAAGAUUGCGCCUGCCGCUUGUGUCGAGAGCUGCGCGACUAUAAGCUAAGCUCCAAGAAGCCACUGUUGGCACAUCAGCCGCAGCUACAGCUCCAGUUGCCUUCAAAGUGCAAGUCGGGCAAGUUGGGGGGCAAGGGAACGCCGCCCAGUUCGCUGCUGGGUCGCAUGCUAAAUGAGAAUUUUAUACUGAGGCGUCGCGGCAUCUCGCUGAAGAACUUUCAGCCGCAAUCACUGCGCAAUAGCGAAAUGUGCCAGUCGCAGCCGCGCGAUGUGCCACGCCCAGCGCAGACACCAUCGCCCACGCCCAUCGAGGAGCUGCCCGAUUGGGCGGCCACACAGCGCAGGCGGGAACGAGAUCGUGAUGGCAAAGCCAAGAGCAAUGAGAAUGGAAAUGGGAAUGGGAAUGAGAAUCUAGGCGAUCGCGAGGUCAAACCAAAUCACAAGGUGGUCAUCUAUUUUGGUGACUCCAUGAAUCGAGCUCAGCUGCCGCAGCAGCAGGCACAGCAGCAACAACCCGCAUCGAACCUGAUGCCCGCAGAUGCAGCCAAUCUGCACUCGCAGCUGCUACAGGAGAUGUCCCACAAACUGCAGGCCAAUGAAAAAGCCAAACCGGAGCCAAUGGAGGAGGCAGUUGUGGCUGCCGAGACUAAGGUGGCCGUGGAGUCUGGGGAGGCAAACAUUGAUGAUGAACUGCCGCCCUACAUUGAGAGCGUGCAGAAUGGCGUAAUUAAUAUCAAAAUUGAAGGCAAUUACCGGCGCGCCAGUGCUCUGGUGGAAACGGUGGCAAAGCCAACUCUUGCUGUUGUUGGCCAAAUGAAAUCCGAUGCUGCUGACAGCAGAGCUGAUGCUCUCGAUGAUGAUGAUGAUGAUGACGACGAUGACGGCGAUGACAGCGACCCUGGCCACGAUGCAGAGACCGCCAGUCAGUCAGAUUCAUGCGAUUGGAGCUACGUUCAGGAGUGGCGACGAGCUGCGAGACGACCCACGGGAAACUUGCCGCCAAGCUUUGCUGGGCAACAGGCGCCCGUUCAGACGUCAGGAUUGCCGCCUGUGCCACUGCAGCCACAACAGUCGCAAUCGGGGCACGCCAAUGCGCCACAUAUUGCACCACAGGGCGGCGGUUUGGCGGUGGCAAUGGCAACGCCAGCGCCACGAAUCUUUAAAGAGCUAGCACAGCAGCCUAACAAGGCGCCAAUGGGCAAUAAUAAGACGCCAGCGAAUGUGCUGCCAGUGCCUCUGAUGACCAGUCCACUGCCACAUCAUCAACUGACAUCGCCCGUCUCCAAGGCAGCUAUGCCGCAACGUGCCGUGGCCGGACCUGCUCGUCUUACCGUGCAGAGCACUCCGGUCAAGUCGCAGCCGCCACAGCUGAGCGGCAGCCUGCAGAGCUCUCCGAGUCGCGCUACCUUGGGCAUUCCAACAGCGACGGCGCGGACGCAUCCGCAUGAACAGUUUAGGGCUCUGCAGCGGGUGCAGGAGUGCCACAGUUCGUCGGAUGAGAAUCGGAGUUCGGGGCAUGCCAGCAUGUCGGAUACGGGCGGGCAUAGUUCGUCGCCGGCUGGUGGUAUGACCCUGGGACCGCUGCCCGAAGAUCGCCUGGCCGCUGGCGUGACCAAUCGGAGUACACGCUCUAGACGGCAUCGAGGCAUCAUGCCCGCUGGCAAGGCGCCGUGGAGCGGCAGUGGGUUGGAGGACAUCAAGUUAGCCAUACAGCAGCUGACGAUGCGAUCGCAGACAAGCAGCAGCACCUACAGCAGCCUGAGUGCUGGUUCGGAGAGCUCGGAGCCAGCCAGGCGUCUGGGUCGUUAUUCAUCCCUGGAGACGGUCAUCACUAGCACCAGUGCGGAUGAGUUUGUGUGGGUGGACUCGCACAAUCGACUGGUGGAGCUGCAGCAUCCGCCGUGGAGCCAACAGUGCAUUAUGCGAGUGUUGCGCAAUGGUCGCUGCAAGCAGCAGGCGGAGCACGUUUCCGUCGAGGUCAUCUCCAGGCUGGGCUAUCUGCUGCAGCGGGCACUGGUGCGCAUCGCACGGGAGAUUCAGCGCUUCUCGGCGGGCUUGGGUCUGUGCUCCAAGCAGGAGGUGGCCGGUGCCUUCAAGGUGGUGCUCUGCUCCACACUGGCUGAUUCCUGCACCAAGGCGUGUCUGCGUGCCGCCGCCAUGUUCGCGGUGCCCGGCGAGAGUGCCCUCAAGCAGAGCAAAUCCUCACGGGCCGGACUCCAGUUGUCCGUGGGAAGUUUCUUCAGAUGGAUGACCGAUGCUCGACUGGGCAAGUUCAUUCACGAGUAUGCUGCCGUCUAUUUGUGUGCUGGCAUUGAGAAUCUCCUCGAAGAGAUCAUGCUGCAGUGUGGCGGCAACAGCUCAACGGCGCCGGCUCUCGAUCAGAACAUUGCCAGCUCAGGUGAUUUCUGGGGCCUGUUGCAGCCGUUUGCCCACUUGAAUGCUGGACGCAUCGCCUCCGGCGCCCUGGCUAUGCCACGCUGGGCGAGCCCCUUCUCGCUGGCCACCUGUGUGGGCAGCAUACGUGAGCUGAAGGAAAAGGCACUGCGCACCCAGCAGGAGUUCCAACAUUCCGCCGCCCUCUCGAAUGCGGCGCUCAGUGCACUGUUCUAUUUCAUGCGCUGCUCCCAGCUGGAGCACACAGAGCUUGCCGCCCAGAGUUCAACGGCCGGACGAGCGCCACCCAACAGUGGCACCCAAAACGUUCAGGAACUGUGCUAUGAACGCGCCUACGUCGUCCUACCCCCGCUGGCCGAGUGGCUGCGUGUGGCAUCCGCACAUGCUGAUCAUCGCAAUGGCAUCAUGAUCGAUAAGGAUGAUAUUUUACAGGCUGCACGUCUUUUGCUGCCCGGCGUUGAUUGUCCCAUACGUCCCGUAGCCCAUGAUGAGGAGCUGCCCACGAAGAAGACGCACUUUGGAAACAGCAGCAGCAGCAGCAGUCCGGGCUCAACAGGUGCAACGGGUACGGCCAGCAGCUGCAGCACACCCGCUGUAAGCAGCAUUGGCGAGGACACCUCGGAGCUUGGCAGGCGGGCCACAGUUGGAGUCGCCUUCAAGUUACUGCUGACAGGACGUGCUGAAUUGCUGGCGCAGGCUGCUCAGCUGUUGCCACCGACUACGCGCUACGAUACACAGAACAGUGCCGGAUUGACCGCAUUGAUGAUUGCCAGCAUACGGAAUGAUGAGGUGGCUUUGCAUGCGCUCCUCGAUGCCGGCUGUGAUCCCAAUGUGGAGGUGCCCGCAACGGGUAGCACGGGCUAUCCGGCCAUACAGCCGGACACGCAACACUGGACGGCUCUGAGCUUUGCAGCCAGCAGGGCCAACUAUGUGGCGCUGCGCAUCUUGCUGGAGCGUGGCGGCAAAGUGGAGGGAGGAGCACGGAGCAGCGAGGAGAAGUGCACACUGACGCCGCUACAGUUGGCCGCUGGCACAGGCAAUCUGGAAAUGGUGGCUCUUCUGCUGGCACACGGCGCCAAUGCAUUUAUGUCCACACAGCAGAAGGACACGCUCUGCUUUGCGGGCGCCGCGCAAAAGGGUUGUUUCUGCGCCAUCUCCGUGGCAGCGGCGCAUGGGCAUCGCUCGUGUUUGCGGAAGCUGCUCACACAUCCGGUUUCGCCGGGUACGAGGGAUGUGCUCUCAUUGGAGGAGAUGCUCGCCGAGGGUGAUGUGGUCGGUGUGGGUCGUGGCUCUUCUAACACUGCUGCAGUUAGUGUUGCCGGCGAGGAUCUGCUGCCGCUGCUCAACAAGACGCAGAUCAAGCGACUCCAGGAGGCCAUGUACCACAGCGCCGAGAACAAUCAUCUGGACAUUACCAUAGAGCUGCGUAAACUGGGUGUCCCCUGGACUUUGCACUGCUGGAUGCAUGCCCUGUCUGCGGCCCAUGAUCUGCGUCUGGAUGCAGUGAUUGAUCAGCUGCUGCAGGACUUUCUGCAGGUCUGUCCGGAUGAUUACAGCGCCCAGUUUGUCAGCGAGUGCCUGCCCUUGCUCUUCAACAUCUUUCGCAAUAAGAACGAGGGCACCACACUGCUCCUUGCCGAUAUAUUCGCCACAUGCUUUGGCUGGGAAGCACUGCAUCCACUGAAAGAGCAGCCGACACUACAGCCAGUUCAGGGCACUCGCAUCGAUCCAAAGUUUGUCAACAAUCCGGAACUAAGCGAUGUCACCUUUCGCGUCGAGGGCAAAAUAUUCUACGGCCACAAAAUAGUAUUGGUCACGGCCUCGCCACGAUUCCAGAGCAUGCUCAGCUCAAAGCUGAGUGAGGCCAAUGCCACGCCCACAGUACAGAUCAACGAUAUACGCUACCACAUCUUCCAGAUGGUAAUGCAAUUUCUCUACAGUGGUGGAUGUGGUGCUUUGGAUGUGUCGCAUGGUGAUGUGCUGGAACUGAUGGCUGCUGCUAGCUUCUUCCAGCUGGAGGCACUUCUGCGCUACACAGAGGCUCGCUGCUCCGAAAUGGUUGACGUGGACAAUGUGGUGGCCAUGUAUAUACAUGCCAAGGUUUAUAAUGCUAACAAUCUGCUGGAGUAUUGCCAGUGCUUUUUGCUGCAGAAUAUGGUCGCGCUGCUGACUUACGAUGAUUCAGUAAAGCGUUUGCUGUUUGCCAAGAAGAUACCAAAUCAUGAUGUCCUCGCCGGCCUGUUGCAGACGCUGCAGCAGCGUCUAAAGACCCGCAAACCGAAUGCUGGAGGAUUGGUUAACUCCUAUCGCUCGCCGCCGGCGACGCCUGUGAAGAAGUAGCAGUAAUCAGUCUACCAUAUAUAUAGGCAACCAUAUAUAUAUAUGUCUGACUUAUGUCAUAUUUAUUGCAUUGUUUUUAUUCGAAUUCACUGAGCUCGUACUCGUUCGUAUGUAUUAUAACGCCCUAUCCCUAGAGCUAUCCCUUAAAUAGUACUUGUAGUUGUAUUUGUACUCUCAACUUGUUCAGCGCACUGUUAAUUUAAAUUAUAAAUGCUAGAUAACUUGUAUCCUGUGUAGCAGCCUGUAGUUAGUUGAAAUUGUUUCUGCAUUAAUCAUAGAAAACCCAACAAAAAAAAAAAAAAAAAGAAUCAACAAUAAAGACUCCAUUGUGUUUUUUCU
This is a messenger RNA of Drosophila grimshawi, 5085 nucleotides long. RefSeq names its product ankyrin repeat and BTB/POZ domain-containing protein 2. Gene Ontology annotation, molecular function: protein heterodimerization activity. The record is from RefSeq and is a predicted model, not a curated record. The coding region runs from base 1 to 4746 and encodes 1581 amino acids. Lineage: Eukaryota; Metazoa; Arthropoda; Insecta; Diptera; Drosophilidae. The transcript is spliced from 6 exons.